AUGAUGUACUCGCCAAGGUCCUUUCCCUACCUCCAGCACUCGUCUCCGCCAUCCUCACGCACCUCCCGCUCCAGGCCUGAAAAGAUGGGCACGCGAACGCGAUCCAGUCCCUCUCCGAGAAGUGUCAUGCCAGUCACUGUGGGAACCAACACGCAAUCUAUGAAUAAGAACGGGUCCCUCUCACAUACCGAGGCUACAACCAUGUCUCAGCCCGUCGUUAUCCCUCCUCGAACCCCCAUCAAGUCGGCGACUUCAACACAGACUGUGAGAAUGAGGGGACACAAUGGAGGCAGACCGUCUCGCAAUUCACAGAGCCACGAUGCGAAAGCACUACCACCGGCUGUUGCAGCCUUGCUGGCCGUUACCGCUAUCCCCAAGAUGCCCACCCGCCGACGACCGCGCACUACCACCGAACGGAGGAUAUCCAUGGACGAACUGAUACAGGAGUGGAAGCAGGACGAUUCCGACACUCCGCCCUCACUUGUCGGCUCCCCCAUGGACCUGCUUCUUGGUCGCGUGGACGAGUCGGACGAUGAGUACAGCAGCGUUCUGAGCAUGGAGCAAGAGAAGGGCUCUUUCCUGACGUCUAGGUCCAUCUCGAGCGACUCAAUAUCCACCCUACCGCCUUCCCUGGACUACGAAGACCCCUCGUUCGCGUCGCAUUGGGACAAUCUCAGCACACCAGAUUCCCUGGGCAGAAAGUCACUGCCAGAGCGCAGGGAGAAGAUUGUCUCUUCACCACCAAAGGAGGACUGCGUCUUGGACCAUCCCCUGCUCCAUUUUGGCCCGGACGAAUGCGAGGACAUUAUUGCGACAGACAUCAACGAGACCGUCACUCCAGUACCUUCAAACGAACGAUUCAGGUCAUUCAAGUCAAAUCUGACUGCAUCACUCCAAGCACUCAAGUCAGCUGCCAAGUCCUUCUCCAACUUCACAGCUCCCAGCGUUCCGCCGGAUGAUUUCCUCACUCGGUCGCUGUUGGCACCCAACUACACAAGCGAGAUGCGACCGAAACACGUCGAAGGCCUGCCAUCACCCGAGUUGCGACGGUAUCUCAACCCACAGCCCUCACCAAUCUCACCGACUGAGUUGUCAAUGCAUUUACACGACUCUCUUACCCUCGAUGCCGACGCCGAACCCCACGCGCCGAUGAUCCAAAUGCAGACAUACGAACGCCGAGGGCGAUCGCAAAAGUCGCGCCGGAGUCGCUCCACGGAUCCCUUUUCCGAAGCAGGACGCGUCCUGUCAACCGACGCACCUACCGUCCGGCAGCGCGAGCCACGCGAGAAUAGCGACUUUCUACGUGUCAUCGUUCUCGAAAUGAACAUGCGCCGCGUGGGCAAGCUCGACACAAAGGCCGUCGGCAAGGCGCGUAUUUGGUUGCCGCCAAGAAAGCCUGGGUCUAGCAAAGCACCUUCCCUUCACGGCGCAAGCGGUGUGCCGCUUAGAUGGACUCCCGUUACCGCUGCGUGA
Molecule: messenger RNA, 1473 nt
Organism: Alternaria ethzedia
Lineage: Eukaryota; Fungi; Ascomycota; Dothideomycetes; Pleosporales; Pleosporaceae
Exons: 1
Coding region: 1-1473 (490 amino acids)
Source: RefSeq, a predicted model, not a curated record